UACCUUCCAAACCCUCUUUAUCAUAAAAAGUGAAACACUACAAUUUCCAGUUCUGAUCUUACAAACUCUCAUGGGUACCAUCAAAAUUCUAUUUUGGUGCUUUUUGUUCGCCGGAAUCUUGUUUAUCCGACAAACCACCGCAAGAUUCAUUCACUUUAAUGGUAAAACAGAAACGGUGUCUUAUGUUUCCAAUCCACCUUUAUCAUCUGCUGCUGGAUAUGCAUCAUCUUCUUUGGCUCCAGAGCCGUCGUCUAAGGGGGAGGAGGAGAACGAUAAGAGUGGCGGCCACGAGGUUCAUACGGAAAACCAUCAUCACUCGGAUAAAUCUGUCGCUGGCGGUGGUGUGAUCAUUGGUGGUCUUGUUACGGCAGCUUUUGCAACUCUUUAUUGCUACAUUAAGGUUACGCGCAAAAGGGAUGGCAAAUAGGAUUAAUGCUUAAGUUGUUAUUGUAUCUUUUUUUCUAGGAUAUAGUUAUUCAAGUCCCAUGAAAUUUAUAACAUCAAAUAUACCAUUUGAACAUAUAUGAUAAUGGUUUUUUUUUACCAUCUUGUUUUUUUCUAAUUUAGUAUAUAUACACGCAAGUGCGAAGUGUUGGAUUUUAGAAAGGUGUAAAAGUUAGUAAUUUGACUAAUAUAUAUGAAAUGUUAGUAUUUUACGGUUGAA
Helianthus annuus (common sunflower) is the source of this 664-nucleotide messenger RNA. RefSeq lists its product as uncharacterized. NCBI's taxonomy places the organism in Eukaryota, Viridiplantae, Streptophyta, Magnoliopsida, Asterales, Asteraceae. The coding region runs from base 71 to 427 and encodes 118 amino acids. The transcript has a single exon. The record is from RefSeq and is a predicted model, not a curated record.